AUGGCCUCUCAAACGGCCUUCGCUCCUCCCGAUGCAUGGACUAGGGCUGUUAAUAGAUUCACAGAGGACCUAGAUGACGACGAGAAACACCUAUUCUUUCAAGCCAGCCCGGAGACCAUCCUCUACGAAGCGAGUGCGGCAGAAAAGACGCAGAAGAGUAAAACCCGGCAUUUUCUUGAGAAGAUUCAACCCUGCAUUGAGUCGAUUGAAGAUUAUGGGCGCGCGCUUGAUGUCUUUGCCAAUACCUAUCCACUAGUGAUGAGCCCAUUAUGGGGCAGUAUUCGCAUCGUACUCCAUGUAAAGAUUGUGGAAAUGUUUACCCAAAUCAGCGACCUUUUGCCCCGUCUCCAUGUCUAUGAAGCGCUCUUCCCAGACCAUGAGCGUUUAGUCCAAGCCCUUUCUUUGGUCUACAGUGAUAUCAUCAACUUCUGUUCAGAGGCGAAGCAUGCCCUUCGUAAACCCAAACGAGCUAUGUUCGGGUCUAGCUGGAAGACUUUUAAGCGUCAAUUUGGACACCGAAUCGAAAGUUUCAAUCGUCAUCAGAGGUCGAUCGAUAAAGAAGUGGACGUCUCCCACAUGAUUGAAUCUGCGAAGACGACGGACCAAAUCCAAGCCAAUCAGCUAGAGGUGGCUAAAGAGAGAAAAGGUCGAGACCCUCCGCGUCACGAUUUUUGA
Molecule: messenger RNA, 675 nt
Organism: Bacidia gigantensis
Lineage: Eukaryota; Fungi; Ascomycota; Lecanoromycetes; Lecanorales; Ramalinaceae
Exons: 2
Coding region: 1-675 (224 amino acids)
Source: RefSeq, a predicted model, not a curated record